AUGAUUGCCCGCCAAGGAGAGGAAUCGGAUGCGCAGGUCGCAUCUCAGAACACCGUUCAGCAGGAAACACGGCCUCUACUGGAUCAGGAAGCCAAUGCUGAGGACGCACAACAGCAGGAAGGGAGUCAGCACGACGAACAACUCACACGAUCUGUCUUUGGCAUCAUCUCAGUGCUGUUGAUUGGUGUUUUUGUCUCUCAAGCCGAUACAACUCUGGUCUUUGCGACAUAUGCUCACAUCACCUCUGAAUUCAUCCGUCUGGGAGGCGGCAGCUGGAUUGACGGCAGUUGGAUAGUGACGAGCUUCGGUCUUGCAACAUGCGCUACACAACCGAUGUAUGGACGUCUAUCACAAAUCUUCGGAAGAAAACCCAUCCUGCAGAUGUCGUAUCUGCUGUUCUUGAUUGGCACUGCUGUUGCAGGACUUGCGAGGAAUAUGGUACAGAUGAUCGUUGGGCGUGUUAUACAGGGUGCUGGAAGUGCUGGUAUGGUUUCUAUGGUUUCCAUCUUGUUGACUGAUUUGGUACCGUUGCAUGAGGUAGCAUCAUACAGAAGUUAUGUCAAUGUGUUUUCCACCGUGGGAAGGAGUUGUGGAGGUCUAAUCGGAGGCUACCUAACACAAACCAUUGGUUGGCGCUGGGCGUUCAUCGGACAAUGUCCGCUUUUACUCCUCUCCAUCAUGCUGGUAUGGUGGAAACUCGAAGAACCGUAUCAAGACAUCGACCUUAAGCAAAGCAUCUGGACAAAGCUCAAACGCAUUGAUUUUGUCGGCGCUUUCUUCAUGUCCAUCGCCAUCCUAGCAAGUAUCACGGCAUUUGAUCUCGGGAGCAAAAAGGCCAACACUCCUGUUCUUGUGACUCUGGUGGCAGUCGCAGUCACUGCUGGAGUGCUCUUCGCCCUGACUGAAAAGCUGUGGGCCAAAGAGCCGAUUUUCCCCUUGGAACUGCUCGGAAAGGAUGCCGUGAUUACAUCCUAUUCGAUCAUCUUCAUCCAGACUGGCAUUCAGGUUGCUUNNACUGGUCGUUACAAGCCACCAACCAUCCUAGCCAGUCUAUCUGCCAUGCUCUGCUUCUCUCUACUGCUGAUCUUCUGGCGCGGUCACACCAGCACAGCUGCUUCACUAGUCAUCUUCUUUGGCGGCUGUGCAUCAGGCAUGGCAAACUCAGCAGUCUUUGUUGGCUUGACUGCAGGAGUCGAGAAACAGCAAAUGGCCAUUGCAACCACGGGACUAUACCUUAGCUCCAACAUCAGUGUGGUAGCUGGCGUCAGUGCUGCAAGUGCAAUCUUCCAAUCUGCGUUGCGAGCGAACCUUCAUAGGACGUUGGGCAGAGUGGUUGGCGGAGACGAGAUUGCGAGAAAGGUGUUGUCGGAUGUUGCGUAUGUGCAAACAUUGCAUGGUCGUCUCCGGCACUUGAUCAUCCGUGCGUUUGUGGCGAGUUUCAGGAGGACAUUUGGUAUGUUGCUCAAAUCCUCUCUUCACAAAGUCGUCCAGCUAAUUUUCCCUUUCGCUUUGCAGNCUGUACAGAUCGCGUUGGCGAGCACGGCACUGGUCGUCGGCAUACUAUCAAAGCAAAGAAAAAUUACUCGAUAG
This is a messenger RNA of Aureobasidium vineae, 1590 nucleotides long. The record is from the annotation of a GenBank genome assembly. NCBI's taxonomy places the organism in Eukaryota, Fungi, Ascomycota, Dothideomycetes, Dothideales, Saccotheciaceae.